AUGUAUGCUUCUGUGUUCAACAACAGUGCCAGCCACGAAGCAAAGCUGGAGAGACUAAACACCCAAUUCGCUUUGUCUCUUAUUGUGAUUGAUGUGGUUCUGGGAUUUUACUUUUUAUUUGGAGUUCUAGGAAACGCCAUUGUUAUAUACAUCUACAGUUUCCGUCUAAGAGUGAAACUAGACGACAAGUUUUUUAUUCUUGUACUUGCUGUUAUGGACGUCAUUGUUUGUGUCACAGGUCCAACGUUCUGUCUUAUGAGGAACAUUUUCCCAGUCUACAUGGAUAUGGACCUGGUCUGCAAGAUGUCCUGGUUUUUCACACGUAACUUGAAUGGAGCGUCUGGACUUUUAAUCCUGGUGAUUGGUCUUCAACGUUUCCUAAAAGUGUGUCGACCGUUUGGCCGACAGAUGACGAAGAAGUACAAGAUCAUAGCUCUCAUACUAACUAUAUGUGUCACCAUCGUCAUCCACACACCGUUGUUUAUAUUCUACGGAAUAACGGAAGUUCCUUUUGUUGACAAAGGCAUAACUGGGAGACGGUGUGGGCUUAUUCACGGACAUAGUGAAAUGAUUGAUUUUUAUGGGAAAGUAUACUUGUAUAUUAUGUUUGCAAGCGCACUAUUGACAAUGGUGGGGAUAUGCAGUUUAUAUACAGCAACUGGUAAAAAGAUUUACGAGCAUAUAAAACGCCUAGAAGAUAUGCCUACAACACACCCUUCUUUUGAUACUAAUUCAACACACGACAUAGCGAUGAAGUCGGAAAAUGAUCCAGAAUCUAUACAAACGGCGCGGCGGAAAUCGUCCAAGGACAACAACAUCCGUGACCUAAAUCGCCGAAGAUCUACAACAGUUUCCGUUCGCUCCAAAAAGACGCCCUUUGCCGUACACAGAUAUUCCAUCAUGUUUCUGAUCAUAUCUCUGUUGUGUGUACUGACCUAUGUCCCUGCCCUGGCCAUCAAUUUGGCCGUGGAUGUGGACUCCGUGGAAUUCUGGACGGAAUUUUCCGAUACGGAGAGAAGAGUAUACUUACUGGUGUUUCAGAUGUAUCUUUUAAACCAUGUCGUUAACCCUAUUGUUUACACUUGCUUUGAUACAAAAUUUCGGCUCAAGGUUAAGGAAUUAUUUUGUUAG
This is a messenger RNA of Ylistrum balloti, 1131 nucleotides long. Its product is annotated as neuropeptide FF receptor 2-like. The coding region runs from base 1 to 1131 and encodes 376 amino acids. Lineage: Eukaryota; Metazoa; Mollusca; Bivalvia; Pectinida; Pectinidae. The transcript has a single exon. Gene Ontology annotation, molecular function: G protein-coupled receptor activity. Gene Ontology annotation, biological process: G protein-coupled receptor signaling pathway. The record is from RefSeq and is a predicted model, not a curated record. Gene Ontology annotation, cellular component: plasma membrane.